UUUAUCUAUGAUAUUGAUUAAAUUUGAUUACAGUUUUUCCAAUUUUAAUAGUGCGUACUGCGUGAUACAAAGUGUAUAAAACUUACUACACAAAGAGCGCUACAAUAAAAAUGUUCGUAACACGCCAAAUUGCAUCUAGGUUCUUCCAACAAACAGUGCGUCGCUACCAUGGCGAAAGUCACUUCAAGCCCCCCACCAUGGAUGAAUUACCAGUGCCCAAAGGCUCAUGGCAGUCGCACCAUGAUGCCAACCAACGUCGCUUCAAUGCUGUGCUCCUCUUUGGAAUUGCAUUCACUGCUGCUACAUUCGUCGUUGCAAAAACAUCAGGACUGGUCUACCUCAACUACUCGCCUCCCAAGUCCCUGGAUUAAGCAUUCACUAAUAACAAAAGCUUGGAUUUAUGUUAAAUAGAAAUUAAAUAAAAUUUAGUUUUAUUUCUGA
Molecule: messenger RNA, 441 nt
Organism: Bombyx mandarina (wild silkworm)
Lineage: Eukaryota; Metazoa; Arthropoda; Insecta; Lepidoptera; Bombycidae
Gene: COX7B
Product: Cytochrome c oxidase subunit 7B
Source: RefSeq, a predicted model, not a curated record